AUGAGUGAUAAUAAUAAGAAUGAAGUAAUAGUAGUAGAAGAAGAUACAACACCAAAAGUAGAAACUAAAUACUUGUACAUGCCAGAGAUCAAAGAUGAUUAUGAUCGAGCAAAGUUCUCAUUAGUAUCUGAUUUCCCAGCAUGCUAUCAAACCAUCGAUAUGGCAAUCGAAUGCAAUCGUAGUCAUGGAGUAGCACCAGAUGUUUUAAUUAAACCUUGCAAAGAGAUACAAGGCCAUAUGAGGUUUUGUCUACUUAGUACUUUUUGCCCGAAACAAGCUUCACUACUUGUUGAUUGUAUGAAAGGAAGAAUACCCCUAGAUGAACAACAACCUAUACCAAAGAAUUGUUUAAAAUUUUGGAAUGACUUUGAUUCUUGUUUAGGUAAAGCAACAGAUGACUUUGAAACAAAAAAUAAUCCAUUAAAGAAAUAA
Molecule: messenger RNA, 432 nt
Organism: Cavenderia fasciculata
Lineage: Eukaryota; Evosea; Eumycetozoa; Acytosteliales; Cavenderiaceae
Exons: 2
Coding region: 1-432 (143 amino acids)
Source: RefSeq, a predicted model, not a curated record